AUGGAGAAAGGCUUAAACUUUAUUGGAGACCUGUCCGAGGAAUUACAGAACACCGCCACGAAAAUCCUACCAGACAUCAAGGGAGACGUUAAGGAGUAUAAAGAAUUCAUGGACAAAGUAGUAAAGAAUAUUCGUGCCCCCAAUGACGUUACCACCUUAUUCGCUUUAUGCGCAAUAUCUGCAAUUAUUUUUAUAUACAAUAUAAGCAAAAUGCUUGGUGCCCUCAGGACCCAUACGCUCGCCAAAUUAUUAGUAGUUUACAUGGGCCUCUACAUGGUUGCUUAUUAUAGCGGUUUUACUGGGAAAUAA
Plasmodium fragile is the source of this 309-nucleotide messenger RNA. RefSeq lists its product as uncharacterized. The coding region runs from base 1 to 309 and encodes 102 amino acids. Lineage: Eukaryota; Apicomplexa; Aconoidasida; Haemosporida; Plasmodiidae. The record is from RefSeq and is a predicted model, not a curated record. The transcript has a single exon.